Hippocampus zosterae (dwarf seahorse) is the source of this 1762-nucleotide messenger RNA. RefSeq names its product transmembrane protein 200B (gene tmem200b). Lineage: Eukaryota; Metazoa; Chordata; Actinopteri; Syngnathiformes; Syngnathidae. Bases 134 to 1213 code for a protein of 359 amino acids. The transcript has 2 exons. The record is from RefSeq and is a predicted model, not a curated record.
UGGAUUUGACGCCUCGCAUUCGAGACAAUCCGCGUCCUUGACGACCGGGAUGGUCCGUGUCUUGCAAGCAUGAGCAGGCUGCGGCGGCAAUCACGGAAUACAGGUCUCUGAGCAGGGAAUCCAUCGCCACACCAUGAAGACGCUCGACGCCGGAGGCGCGACCUCACCGUCGCCCUCCCGCCGGCGAAGGCCUCGCUUUAGCUUACGCGCUCGAAAGAAGAAGGGCGGAGCCAUCCGAGGCAAGCUUCGCCUGCGUUCUCUAGCCGGAGCCUUCCUGGCGCUCGGGGUGGUGGUGGUCACGAUGGGCGCGGCUCUGGCUGUGGCGGGAUACCGAAUGUCGCGCCGGCCCGCGGCGGGAGCGGCGGAGGGCGACGGCGUGUCCCAGCCGGCGGGGGAUCGGAGCCGGGGGGGCCACGGCUUCCCGUCGUCGGUCAGCGAGCGGAUGAAGCUGCUGGGUCCCGUCGUCAUGGGGGUGGGACUCUUCAUCCUCAUCUGCGCCAACACCGUCUUGUAUGAGAACCGCGACAGAGAGACUCAGGUGCUGCUCGCUCAGAUGCGCAGCGUCAUCUGCUCCGUGUCCGCCGCCGUUCCCUCGGCCGACCUGCGAGAAAUGGCGGCGGCCAACUUCCUGUCCAAACAUCACUGGGUCAGCACUCUGCCCGCCGCACAACUCAACAGCUUCGACCGCCGGCGAGCGGCGGGGCCCGUCGACCGCCGGCGGGACGCCUCGGGAGGCGUCGACCGGCAAGAGUGCAGCCAAGUGGACUUCAGGGCGCCGAUCUUGAACACCCGACCCGACGCCCCGCUCGCAAAGGUCAAACGCCGCCCGAUGUCCGCCGGCUCGGUGUCCGCUCGGGGGGCGGACGACGCGGACAUUCCGGCCGCCGGGCGGCCUCGCCGCUGCCAUAGUAUGAGCUACAGGACUAAAGCGGACGAGGCUCGGUCCGCUUUGGCGUGCGCGGGGGAAGCACUUUACCAUCAACCGCUUACGAGACGAGAAGCUCUUUCGCGGGUUAGCAUCGACGUUGGCGGACAGGUCGCGGAUGCCUCCGAAGAGCUGGCGCACGGAAGCUGGCCUCGGCUGGACCCGGCCGGCGGGAGACGCUACCUGAAGCUGGAGAACAAAGAGGACUCUGUGGACCAACUGCUGGAGCGCUUGGAGCGGCGCUGUCCGCGGGGCGAGAAGAGCUUUGGUUCGGGACCUUUCCAGUGAGGAACACUUAAGAGUUAGCCAAAAAAGUUACGACUCCUCUUUCGAUUGAAACGUUUCUUCCCCACCCCCCCAAAAACUGGCGGAUUGUCGCAACUCACGACGUCGGUAUCGAAACGGGACACGCCAAGUUGUACUUCGGUCAACUCGCCACGUUUGUUUGCUGGUUGCUAACGCAGAAUUAGCUUGUCGGCAAUGAGAUUGUUUCCCUGCGGGGGGGGGGGGGGGGCUCGUGCUGAACGUCUCCCGGUAUUUAUGAGGAGGGUCCUCCCGGCUCUUCAAGUAUGCCCCCCGCCCAGACCGCUUUGUGAUCCAAUAGAACAACGGACGGGUCAAAAACGGCCGUCGGUGAGGUCACCGUUGCUACGGCGACCCGGCACUCCCUGUCCACCUUCAAUCUCCGCGUCUCUGUCGUUCUUGUCUCUGUGGAUGCCUGUUGUGUGCUCUAAAUGUAUACGAAGCAAUAUUAGCGGCGCCGACGGGACGAUCGCUGGCUAUGUCUUGGCCCUUUGUCAAAACCACCGCAUUAAAAAGCGCGGCCACGCCUGCGUC